Molecule: messenger RNA, 5717 nt
Organism: Conger conger (European conger)
Lineage: Eukaryota; Metazoa; Chordata; Actinopteri; Anguilliformes; Congridae
Product: homeobox-containing protein 1-like
Exons: 10
Coding region: 237-1763 (508 amino acids)
Biological process (GO): positive regulation of DNA-templated transcription
Cellular component (GO): nucleus
Molecular function (GO): double-stranded telomeric DNA binding
Source: RefSeq, a predicted model, not a curated record
CGUGAGCCGUUUUCUGAUAAUGUCAAUAUGGCUGCUGUAAAACAGACAAAGGCAAGAGAGUCUCGCCUCGAUUUGAAAUCAAAAUAAGGGAAAAAAGAAGGUUGUGCGGCUUUGCACACAUUUUUUUAUGCAUAGUUAGUAACGUCGCCUGUUACGUUAAAUGAUAUUAAUUUAGGACGAAUAUAUUAUCCUGUUAAUGGUCUGGCCGGCGGAGGCCCUUGAUUCACAGAUCAAGAAUGUCCCACUACACAGACGAGCCGCGUUUCACCAUCGAACAGAUCGACCUGCUGCAGAGGCUCCGCCACACCGGCAUGACCAAGCGGGAGAUCCUGCACGCGCUCGACACCCUGGAGCGGCUGGACCGCGAGCAUGGGGAGAAGUUCGGCCACCGCGCCGUCUACGCGGGCCCCAGGGCCCCUGGGGGCCCGGGCGCGCCCGGCGCCAACACCGCCUCCACCUCCACCUUCUCCGCCAACAACGCGGUGGCUUCGUCCUCCACCGCCACCACCGCCACCCAAACACAGUACCGGAGCAGCCUCUCCCCCUCGCCCACUAACGGCUACGACGCCUCCCCGCCCGGACCCCCGGCCCCGCCCGCCCAGAACGGGCGCGACGCCCUGCUGGCCGUUCCCAACGGGAAGCUGUCCCCGCCCCGCUUCCCCGGCGGCAGCUCAGCGGCCGUCGUCAUCCCCACCCGGACCUACGCUUACGACGUGGCGGAGGAGGAGAUGGAGAUCGAUGACAAGGUGGAGGAGCUCAUGAGGAGGGACAGUAACCUCAUCAAGGAGGAAAUCAAAGCCUUCCUGGCCAACCGGCGGAUUUCCCAGGCUGUGGUCGCCCAGGUCACAGGGAUCAGCCAGAGCCGCAUCUCCCACUGGCUGCUGCAGCAGGGCUCGGACCUCAGCGAGCAGAAGAAGAGGGCCUUCUUCCGCUGGUACCAGCUAGAGAAGACCUCGCCCGGCGCCACCCUGGCCAUGCGCCCCACCCCCUUGGCCCUGGAGGAGAUUGAGUGGAUGCAGACUCCGCCGCCGAUAAGCUCUGCCCCAGGGAGCUUCCGCCUGCGCAGGGGCAGUCGCUUCACCUGGAGGAAGGAGUGCCUCGCUGUGAUGGAGAGCUACUUCAAUGAGAACCAGUACCCAGACGAGGCCAAGAGAGAAGAGAUCGCCAACGCCUGCAACGCUGUCAUACAGAAGCCAGGAAAGAAACUGACUGAGCUGGAGAGGGUCACGUCCCUGAAGGUCUACAACUGGUUUGCGAACCGACGGAAGGAGAUCAAGAGGAGAGCCAAUAUCGAAGCAGCAAUCCUGGAGGGCCACGGGAUCGAUGUUCAGAGCCCAGGGGGUCACUCCAACAGUGACGACGUUGAUGGCAACGACUACUCCGAGCAGGGCUGCGAUGCCGUCUUUUUUGAAAAGAGGCCAUUCCCCCGACCCAGAUUUGACCUCUCACCGCCCACACAGGUGCCCGUUUUGCCGCCCAGUUGGCUGGCGCCCAGGCCCGGGCCGGGCACAGCGGGAGCUCAGAGGGCCCCGCCAGGGGGCCGGCCGGGCGCGGGGCCGGGGAAGGCGGACGGGGGCCCCAGACUGAGUGCGGUCUCCUGGUCCCCCCCGUCCCUCCAGGACGACAGCAACAGCCACGGCGAACACCAGGACCCCAUCACGCUCGCUGUGGAGAUGGCCGCCGUCAACCACUCCAUCCUGGCGCUGGCCCAGCAGGGCGGGGCCGGCGGAGAAAUCAAGACGGAGGUGCUGGACGACGACUGAGGAGCCGCGGGGGGGGAGAGUGCGGGGAGGGAAGGGGGAGGUGGAAGUUUGAGUUCCACCACCGUGGGGCGGGAGGACUAAACGAUGACCAAAGCAAUGUGUGCAACCCGUGUGAGUCCCUACUUCAUUUGUGCCCGCCCGAACCCACUUCCCCCUUCCCCCUCCACCUCCAUCCGACCUCCCUCACAGUCUCGUGGUCACGGCCACCCUGCCUGCUCCUCGGUUGGACUCCCCAGGUUCCUCUUCUCUAUAUCUACAGGUUAAGUGUGAGUACAGCAUAACCACGUACGCUUCUGUCUGCUAGAAAGUUCUUCUCAUAGGACCCCACACGCCUCCCCUUGGCAUGGAUUCUCUUCACUUUCAGGGUGAUAUUUUUUUUCUUUCUUUUUACUUCACUGCAAAAAAAGUCCGUCUUAACAUGCGAUUUAGUCUUGUCAUGAGGCUUUAAGAUGCAUUCUUUCUCUCAAGUAGAAAGCUGCUAUUAUUAGCUUAUUAUUAGUUUGUUUGAAUUUACUUUUUGCUUGACAACUGAAAUUGUCUUGCCCUGUUGACAAAUCUUGAAAUGAGUCAAACCGUCUCACCUCACUGGCAAUAUUUUUGUCUUAUUUAGCAAAAAGUAAUAGAAAUGCACUUUUCAGUCUGAAUAUAAGACUAAAAUGCGUGUUAAGAUUGACCUGUUGUUUGGUUUUUGCAGUGUUCCGUUUGCCUGACUAAUACAAUAACCACCUCCGAAUGCCCAACCCCUCCCUCCCUCUGUCGUGAGCGAGUGACCAAGGAAGACAGUGUCCCUCUCUUCCUGUGUUCCACGUUCCUACCUCCGUUACCCGCUCCAGUACCCCCUGGCCUACCUCCCACGCGAUAUGGUGCGCUGCCUGCCAAUACCUCUCAAGUGACGUUCUAGCAGAAUAGGCUUUGCCUCUCUCAUUCACUCCCAUAGACCAGUGGAGGUAGCGGAAGAACAUAUAGGGUUGGAGGUUGCUAGCUUAUCUCGUUUCGGUAAGGAAACCGGAGGUUACUAGCUAGCGUAGCGUAGUUUGAGGGACACUAGCGGCGUUUGUUUAGCAGGUUUUUGAGGUAGCGCAGAGCUUGCACUACACUACGUGAGCCUCCGUUCCUGUGGCGAUUCAAGAAAAAAAAAAAGGGACAUUAUAUAUUUUUUGCCAUUCUAUGUUUUUUUCUGAAUCAUCGCUCAAUCGAAUGAGAUAUUUUUUUAUUUAUGAAAUAAGACUGCUUCUGUGCGGAUAAUGUUACUUUAAAAUCCCAAAGUGAUAAGAACUAUGUUGAACCGCCGGAGGGAAACCUUUGCGUGUUAUAGGCUAACUCAGUCCCAGGUGCCACAGUGGUCAGGUAGCCGUGUCCCCUGUAGCUACUUCGCUUGGUGGGGCGGGUGGGGGAGGCGUGCCAGCUUUCUGACAGCCAGGCCGGCAGGUGGCGCCACCCUCAGCAAACCCACACGUGCGAGAGUGCCCUGUGGUCGUGAGUCGUAAAUGGAAAUGGUUUGACUGUUGCUUAAACCCAAAGUGAUUUUAAAGUGGAAUUAUUUAAGAACAUAGCAGAUGCUCCUACUAUCCAGAAGUGCUUAUAAUACAUACUGUUGCAUACAUUAUUUUAUAUCAAAUCAAUCUAGCAAACUUAAUACUUAAAUACUUCAAAAUGGUUAAUAAGAACACUACAGAUAAUUAUAACGCAUACGUUGUUGUAACGGUAAAUCUGCUGCGUGUACUGUUUUUUUUUCCAGUUGUAGGAAUGAUUAUUGGUUAAUUCAUCCCAGGGACAUCAGGUUGGCUGGAGAUCUUUUAAGGCUUCUGUUGGAAUUAAUACAGACUGACUGAGUUAAUUUUAUACUGUUUAAUUGUUUAAUACCUUAUGGCAAGAUUUUAUGCCUUCUGGACAAUUUUAUUUUGUCUAAUAAUUUUCAGAUUCUUCAUAGCUGCAGGCAAGAGUUUUAUUGAAGGAAGUCCUGGCUGACAGGUAGUAGUAUCCAAUCCCAGAAAAACAACACUUCACUGUCUGUAUCUUUAUUUUUCCUUGUCCCUGUUUUAAGAACACAGAUUAUUAACUGGCUGGGCAUUAGGUACAAGAGGGGACUGUAUGAAGCAGGCUUGGUUGUAUGGUUUGUCUGUUUCUCUAGAAGCUAGCAACGAAAUGGUCAUUUCCUCCUUUAUAUGUUAUCUUACUGGCGCAUAGGAUGCUGCUGGUAACGUGAAAUGACAAUUAUUAUUUUGCUCAAGUACUAUCUGUCAUGUACUUUCUUAAAAGUACUAUCUGUUGGAUGACAGCUAAGCUGACUGGUAAAUUGUUUGUGCUGCUUCAAAGCUUUAGAAUCUUUGAGGCAUUGCUAUCAAGUAACCUAGCGCUUGUCUCUAUAUGAAAUGCUUGUUGUGCAAGGUUUAAAAACAAAACCUUGAAAAAUUAAUCAGACAAAAUGUAUUUUUAAUUGUUUUUUCUUUUUUUGUUCUUCCUGUGUAUAAUUCUGCCAAGCAGAGAUGUAUAGAAUGAAAUGAGAUGAUUUUUAUGUUUUUGAAACCUUUUUGUUUUUAAUUUCCAAAACGUUUAAAUAUUGAAAUUCUUUUUUUCCAUUUUAUGCUUUUUUAUGUAAACUAUCUGCUUGUUUGUGUUUUUAACUGUGAUUAUUCUUAAAGGCAAAGCACCCCCGGUAUUUUAGGAAAAGCUUUUUCCAGUUACUUUCAUAAUUGGUAAACGAUCCCUGAAUUAAGAGUAGGACUUAUCAGAACAGCGCAUAUCCAAACUAAGAUAACCCACUGGUGCUGCUGGGGCAAUGGCGUUGGACUUGCUGUAGCCAGUGGUCAGCCAUUUCAAGAUGUGUGCCUUGCUUCCACUUAAGUCUCUAUUCCACCCUGCCAUAGUCUUGAACCUCACCGGCAGGACAGCUAGCAGACUUAAAGCCUGUGUGCUGUUCCCUUGCACUGUCCUGUACAUUAUGCCCUCACAAAUGCUUAAAAAGGAAGAUCUAUGUGUUCUUCAAGGUACUUAACAUUUUUAGUUUGAUUCCAUGUGUUUAUGUAUAAACCAUCCCUCUCAGAUCAGCGAGUUACAAGAUGAGUGUUAAGGUUGAUAUUAUUUUAGGAAUUCAGUGUAAGCAGUUGUUGACCACAAGCAACUGGGCUUCAGAACAAAUUUCUGGUUUCCCCAGAAUCAACAGAAACGUUGAGCGUGUUACGCGUCACAUUGUCCUCAGCAAAACAUUAUGAAAAACGUGUUUAAACAUGAAAAUAUUGUAUAGCUGUCAACCAGUCAGAAUCAAGUAUUAAUCCAAGAUCGUGUGUUUGUUUGUGUGUAGUAGCGAUAUAUAACUUGUGUAAAAUAAUCAAAAGGACACGUUUUUUUGUCAAUGACUAUUGAGAAUGGCUGUGAAUAAGUCAUUUUUUUUUUUUUUUCUGACCUUGCUGAAUCGUCAGCGCCCGUGGACUUGAAACUGUGCUCUGCUACAAGACGGAGAAUGACUGAGAUGGCAAUAACAAAUCAAAAGUCCUUGGUUUGGAAUGAAGAGACUUGAGGACUGACUGUGUGGCCAGUGGCUCACUGUAACUUUACAGAGCAGUGUGCUUUGAGCCUGUUAAUGGGGGGUGAAGGGAUGACCCUUGACCCCUUCCCUGAACGGGAGUGCUCUGCCUUUAAGCUUCCAGGGCUCAGAACCUACCUGUCCCUGUCACCUGUCCUUGUUGAAUAUGUGGACAAUAUAAUGCAUAUAAACAAGAUAAAUUAAAAUCACUGUUGUAUCAUUGAGAGAAAAUUCCUAUAUCUUCUAUUUCAGAAUUUAGUGCCUUUUUUGGAGAGUAGACUGUUCUGUAAUUAAAAUGUAGUAUACAGUGUAUAUGCUUUUGUUACUAUUUUUGUUUCGGAAAAACUUUUUUUAAAAUGUGUUUAUUUCGGUAUUGUACUUACUAGAGAAUCAUAACUAUAUCAAAUGAACAAUAAAUAUGCAACUGAUCA